GGGAGCCUUUGCAGCCAGACUCGCCGCGGCGCCCUCCCCACCUGCGCGGUGAGUGGCCCCGGGCUGACAAAGGCUAGGCAGCUGCUACAGCUGCUCCUCUGGCUGGCACCAUUACCCCCGUCCGACCCCAGGCUCCGGCAAGUGCCCGGGACGGAGCAGUCUGGCCUGUGCUCCCCUGCCGACCGCUCACCGCUGUGUUGGGGUUUGAACCCAAAAGUGUGGACACGUCCCCCAGAAGCAGAGGCCAAGAAAGCAUGUGACUGGCUUCGAGCAAUAGGAUUUCCUCAGUAUGCUCAGCUUUUUGAAGAAGGUACAUUUCCUUUGGAUAUCAGCUCUGUAAAGAAGGACCACAGUUUUCUGGAGGAGGACUCUCUGGAGGCCCUGUGCAGGAGGCUGAUGACCUUGAAUAAUUGUGCCUCGAUGAAGCUGGAGGUUCAUUUUCAAUGCAAGCAGAAUGAAGAUUCUGAAGAUGAAGAGCACUGUAACAUCAGCAGCCACUGGGCCUUCCAGAGAGAAAGUCAGCAUAGAUCUCCCAUGGGCUCCUGUUCCCUGCUGGCUCCACUAAGCCCCAGCCUGUUGGGGACCUCAAGCUGUGAGAGUGUCCUCACUGAGCUUAGUGCCACCUCCAUGCCAGCCAUCACUGUGAGCCUUUCCUCUGAGCCAGAAGACUUGCCCUUGCUAGGCCAUAUCUCUAGCCCGAGUGACCAGACCCUCCUCAGUCCCAUUCAGGGCCAGGAAGGUCCCCAGGACAAGGCCAAAAAGCACCAUUCCCGUAGCUUCCUCAAGCACCUUGAGUCUCUGAGACGGAAGGAAAAGGGUGACAGUCAGCAAACUGAUCCUGAGCCCAGGCCAGGCACCCCAGAGAAGACCACCAAAGGUUCAUCUUUCCGCAACUGCCGUGGUUUACUCUCAGCUGGAUUUUCAAGGGCUAAGACCCUGGCAACCACCCCAGCUAGGGGCAGAGAUGGUGAGACUCGGAGGGGUUGGGAGGCUUGGCCUGUGGCAAUGUUCCGGCAUCCUCAGCAGGUUCAUCGGGGUAACUACUUGGUGCAUGUGCCUGGGGACCAUAAACCAGGCACAUUUCCUCGCUCUCUGUCUAUUGAGAGCCUGUGUCCCCAGGAUGGACAUCGCCUGGCAGACUGGCAGCCAGGUAGGCGCUGGGGCUAUGAAGGGCGACGGGGCUCCUGCGGCUCCACAGGCAGCCAUGCAAGCACCUAUGACAACUUGCCAGAGCUGUACCCAACUGAGCCUAUGCUGGCUGGGGCUGAAGCUGAAGAAGAGGAUGAGGAUGGGGAGAGUUAUGCUCACCUAGACGACAUCCUCCAGCAUGUGUGGGGACUGCAGCAACGGGUAGAGCUCUGGUCUCAGGCCAUGUACCCAGACCUGGGACCUGUAGAUAAGGAAGAGGAAGAGGAGGAGGAAGAGGAGGCUACUUCCUCAGUAAAAAUAGUCACAGCUGAGAUGGAAGGUCAAACUGAGGCUGUGCCCCAGGCAGAACCUCCCACCCAGGUCCAGGCUGAAGUCCAGCCAGUAGUCCUGGUUCAGGCCCCAGGUGAAGUUGAACCAUUAGCACAGGCACAGGCUGAGGUCCCAGUCCAGGCCCAGGACAGCAAGCAAGAUGCCAGCUCAGCAGAGGAACCCACCUCUGCCUCCAGCCUGUCUGUGGAAGGACACUCCAUUUCUGAUACUGUUGCCUCCUCCAGUGAACUGGACAGUAGUGGGAACUCCAUGAAUGAAGUCGAGGGUGCAGGGGCCUCAGUGGGACUCCAGGCACCAGUGACUCGUGAACGCCGGGAUUCAGGUGUUGGAGCCUCACUUACCAGACCAUGCAGGAAGCUCCGUUGGCACAGCUUCCAGAACUCCCACCGGCCCAGCCUCAACUCAGAGUCACUGGAGAUCAACCGGCAGUUUGCAGGCCAGAUCAACCUUCUGCACAAGGGUUCACUACUGCGGCUCACCGCUUUCAUGGAAAAGUACACUGUGCCCCACAAACAGAGUUGGAGCUGGUCAAUGCCCAAGUUCAUGAAAAGGAACAAAACCCCAGACUACCGAGGACAGCAUGUAUUUGGGGUGCCAUUUCUUAUCCAUGUGCAGCGCACAGGCCAGCCACUGCCACAGAGCAUUCAGCAAGCCAUGCGUUACCUGCGCAGUCAGUGCCUGGACCAGGUGGGAAUCUUCCGGAAGUCUGGGGUCAAGUCCAGGAUUCAGAGCCUGCGCCAAAUGAACGAGACCUCUCCUGACAAUGUCUGCUAUGAUGGCCAGUCGGCCUACGAUGUUGCUGACCUGCUAAAGCAGUAUUUUCGGGACCUCCCUGAGCCCAUCUUCACCAGCAAGCUCACUACUACUUUCCUGCAGAUCUACCAGCUUCUCCCCAAGGAGCAAUGGUUGGCAGCAGCACAAGCUGCCACCUUGCUACUCCCCGAUGAGAACCGGGAAGUGCUACAGACCCUACUCUACUUCCUAAGUGACAUUGCCUCUGCUGAUGAAAACCAGAUGACAGCUGGCAACCUGGCAGUGUGCCUGGCACCUUCCAUCUUCCACCUCAACAUCUCCAAGAAGGAUAGCCCCUCACCCAGGAUCAAGAGCAAACGUAGUCUGGUUGGCCGGCCAGGUCCUAGAGACCUGAGUGACAACAUGGCCGCCACGCAGGGCCUAUCACACAUGAUCAGUGAUUGCAAGAAACUUUUUCAGGUGCCCCAGGACAUGGUGGUGCAACUGUGUGGCUCAUACAGCGCUGCUGAGCUCAGCCCUCCAGGUCCAGCCCUGACUGAACUCCGGCGAGCUCGGGCAGCUGGCCUGAGCCUGAGCCUCUUCAUGGAGGAGAGUGUACAGGAGCUGCUGCGGGAUGCUGCUGAACGCUUCAAGGGCUGGACCAGUGUGCCAGGGCCCCAACGUACAGAGCUGGCCUGCAGGAAGGCACCCGAUGGGCACCCUCUACGCAUAUGGAAAGCAUCCACAGAGGUGUCAGCUCCUCCAGCAGUGGUGCUCCAUCGGGUCCUCCGGGAGCGUGCCCUUUGGGAUGAAGAUCUGCUACGAGCCCAGGUGUUAGAGGCCCUGAUGCCAGGGGUAGAACUGUAUCACUAUGUCACUGACAGCAUGGCACCGCAUCCCUGCCGCGACUUUGUGGUGCUGAGGAUGUGGCGCUCUGACCUGCCCCGAGGGGGCUGCCUGCUUGUCUCCCAGUCCCUGGACCCUGAGCAGCCUGUGCCAGAGUCUGGAGUGCGGGCCCUCAUGCUCACCUCCCAGUACCUCAUGGAGCCUUGUGGCCUGGGCCGCUCCCGCCUCACACAUGUCUGCCGUGCAGACCUCAGGGGCCGUUCUCCUGACUGGUACAAUAAAGUCUUCGGGCACCUGUGUGCCAUGGAAGUGGCAAAGAUCCGGGACUCCUUCCCCACACUGCAGGCAGCUGGUCCUGAAACAAAGCUGUGAGCUGCAGGCUGCCAUGGCCCUGGCCUCCUAGCACCAAGGGAGCGAGUGGAACAAGGACAGAGUAGCCCCCCCCCCCCCCAGGGGCAGAGACAUGGCCAGGGGGCUCCACCCACCUGUCCCUAUACUUUCUAAGACUAUCUGCAAAUCCAGGAGAGGGGAAGGGAGGUUAGGUGUCCUGCCUCCAUGUCAUCUUCUUCCCAACUGCAUAUUACUUUUCCGAAAAAAGAAACCUGGUAGUAGUGAAAACUCUGCUGCCUGUCCCUGCCAGGAGGCUGGAGGAACUCACCUGCAGCACCAACGGCCCCCACCUGUAGGAGGAGUGGGGUAGAGAACAGGAUGGUCCCAGUUGUCUGCCACAGCAAGAUGUCAAUAUCCUGUUUUCUGGUUAUGGCCUUUGGGGCCUGAGCAGGAGGCUCUGGUUCUGCCUUUGGAGGCCAACAUUGGUCCUGCACUAGUUUUGCCAAAAGUGGGACUGGAGUAAAUAGUACAGGAGCGAAGGAUAGAGCAUUCACAAACUACCAUGAGUGGUUUACUUUCUGUAAAUAUGAUGCCAGUUUCUUUUCUUUAUGAGGCUGAUUUAGAGAGACCCUAGGGGGCCCUGGUAGGUGUCUUGACAAUUUGGGUCAGCCUGGGACAUGAGGAUGGGGAAACUUCCUCUCAAGUCUCAGGAGACCAAUGAACAAGUUUCCUCUGGCUUAGGCCAUCCACUGUCACUCUCUGUGGUUACCAAUAGCCUUUAUCUAUUCACUGUUACACCUACAGGUAAUUGAGCUGACUUGUACCACACAGGCCAAACCACAGCACGUAGUAUAGGGAAACAAGUAUAUUCCUUUUGCCUAGGGUAGUGGGCUACUAUAAAAGCCUCUUCCUGGAGCAGACACCUGGCCUCUGGGCCAGCCACAGGGAAGAGCCCACAUUAAUCCCCUGGGCCUUGAUCCAAAUUUAAUCCAUCAUGCUCACUCACUGGCCAUCUUUGUUCAGAUUGUAAUGCCAUUGCCAGUCAAUGGCUAACUUAGACAUUUUUUUUCUGUUCACUGCAUAAGCUGGUGGGAGGGAUCUCAGCCAACACUGUAAUUUUAAGCUUGUGUUCUUUGUACGUAUAUAUUUAUAUAUAUAUAUAUUGUACAGUCAAAAUAUGUAUGUGUAUCUGUAGUGUACAUAUAGACACAUAUAUACAUACACACGUAUAUAUGCAUGUGCACAUAUAUUCUCUACUGAGUGUUUGUUAAUCUCUGGAUGGGAGCAGGGUCUGGAAGGCCACAAGCCAGGGCACUUUUGUGAAGAGUAAGAGUGGUAGAGGACAAGGUACAGCAGGCUCCCUCUGCAGAACAAUAAAGACUUACUGGAGAUAUA
This is a messenger RNA of Perognathus longimembris pacificus (Pacific pocket mouse), 4782 nucleotides long. It is a transcript of the gene Stard8, whose product is annotated as StAR related lipid transfer domain containing 8. The record is from RefSeq and is a predicted model, not a curated record. The coding region runs from base 397 to 3429 and encodes 1010 amino acids. Gene Ontology annotation, biological process: actin cytoskeleton organization; signal transduction; regulation of Rho protein signal transduction. The transcript has 14 exons. Lineage: Eukaryota; Metazoa; Chordata; Mammalia; Rodentia; Heteromyidae. Gene Ontology annotation, molecular function: protein binding; GTPase activator activity; lipid binding.